This is a messenger RNA of Entelurus aequoreus (snake pipefish), 7681 nucleotides long. RefSeq names its product phospholipid-transporting ATPase ABCA1-like. The record is from RefSeq and is a predicted model, not a curated record. Gene Ontology annotation, biological process: transmembrane transport; lipid transport. The transcript has 51 exons. The coding region runs from base 137 to 7345 and encodes 2402 amino acids. Gene Ontology annotation, molecular function: ATP binding; lipid carrier activity; ABC-type transporter activity. Lineage: Eukaryota; Metazoa; Chordata; Actinopteri; Syngnathiformes; Syngnathidae. Gene Ontology annotation, cellular component: intracellular membrane-bounded organelle; membrane.
CUUGUAGCUACAAACAGCAAGUUAAUAAGGAAACUUCCGAAUAAAUUAUUUUUAUAAAUGCUUAAAACCCCCUUAAUAACGUUAUCCCACGUAAUCUACAAAGCUGUAUGCCCAUAUGGUUUAGCCAUCCAGAACAAUGGCUUUUUUUCGUCAGUUUGUCCUCCUGCUGUGGAAGAACACCACCUUCCGCAGGAGAAACAAGAUUCAACUGAUCAUUGAGAUCAUCUGGCCCCUCUUCCUCUUUCUUAUCCUCAUUGCUGUUCGUAAUUCAAAUCGUCCUUACAAAGAGGAAGAAUGUCACUUUCCAAACAAAGCUAUGCCAUCAGCAGGCACCUUGCCCUGGAUUCAAAGUAUGAUCUGCAACGUCAACAAUCCCUGCUUCCACAGCCAGACGCCUGGAGAGACUCCGGGCCAAGCUAGCAACUUUGACGACGCCAUCAUUUCUAAAGUCUUAGUGGGCGCACAGACGUUGUUGUCCUGGAGUGCAGAGCAUGGAUUGUCAGGCCUGAAGAAUGUGCUGGACAGCAUCCAGAAGCUGUCAUACGUUCAUGAAAUCUGGCCAAAUCACCAACUAAAAGACUACCUGAGAGCCGGCGAGACGUUUUCCUUCUAUUUGCGCAACAAGUCCGGUCUCUCGUCAGAGACUGUUGAUAAGCUGCUAAAUGCUCGCCUCAAUUUUCAGGCUUCUUUGCAGGAAAGCUCAUCCGAUCAGGAGAGAUUUUUUGAUGUGUGCAAUACAGAAUCAUUGGGAAAGUUUCUGACUGUGGAUGGAGGUAAAGCAGCUCUGAAUAACCUGAAAAAUGAGCUUUGUCACUGCUACUUGGGUGAUCGGCGAAACCGCUAUAUCGAGGCCAAGCAACUUUUUCUCUCUCAGCUGGACCCAGUCAAGUUGCUGAACCUGGAGAAGUCAACGCUGAACCUGGAGAAGUCAAUGGGCUUAUUUGGCGUCUACAGAGCCCUCUUCAAUUUUGUUCAGGAUCUUAGUGUCAACAAGGAGAGUUUAUCCAGCUUCAUAGAUUUGAGCAAUGAGAUGCACAAAUUGUCUCAAAAGGAGAAUGAGAAUGUUGUAACCAUGAAGAGUUUCGAGGCAUUCUCAAACAUUAUGUGUGGCCGCGACUUUGUUGGUCAAGAAUUAAGCAAUUCCCUCAACUGGUAUGACGACGACGACGUCAAGUCGUUCUUGAGAAAUAGCCGGCAAGUUGAUUUCUCACAUUUUUGUCCAAGCUUGGUUGAAUUACUGAAAACCAAUCCUCGGUCACGCCUAGUAUGGCAAGGAUUAAAACCUCUUUUUGCUGGAAAACUCCUGUACGCUCCAAACACACCUGCAGUUCAAGCCGUUAUGAAUAAGGUGCAACAAAGUUUUCCAAACUUCCAAAUCUUCCAGGAUCUUAACUAUGCUUGGAUGGAGCAGGGGCCCAAAAUUAAGAAAUUUAUGGAGAAUCGUAUGGAAGUUAAGAUACUGCAGAGUUUGCUUGAGGCGGAUAUUGUCAAAAAAAAAAUGGGGACAACCAUGAGCCAGUCAGCCUCACAAUUCCUAUCCAACUGGCUGGAAACCUACAACAACACCGAGAAUGCUAUCAAGGCUCUUGCAGGAGUCACUCAGUGUUUUCCCACUCAAAUGCCGGAGGGGUUGGAGAAUGAAGAUCAGCUGAUCAGCAGGGCUUUGGAGCUCCUGUCUUACGGAGAGUUUUGGGCAGGUGUGGUGUUUCUGCUUCCUGACGCUUCUUCUUAUGACCUACCGCCGCAUGUCACGUACAAGAUCCGAAUGGAUAUUGAUGAUGUUACCCGUACGAAUAAGAUCAAGGACGGGUAUUGGGGACCUGGCCCGGCAGCUGAUGCCAUUAGAGAUAUGCGCUACAUUUGGGGUGGCUUUGUGUAUGUUCAGGACAUGGUAGAGCAAGCACUGACCAACUUCUUCAUUGAAAGACAUUACCAUGACCAGGAAUAUUACAUACCGUACGAGCGUUGGCCGUACAAACAACAAAACAAGACUGGUGUCUACGUUCAGCAGAUGCCGUACCCCUGUUAUGUGGAUGAUAUGUUCCUGCGAUUGUUAAAUCGCUCUCUUCCGCUCUUCAUGACACUGGCCUGGCUUUAUUCAGUGGCAAUGAUCAUCAAGAGUGUUGUGUGUGAGAAAGAAACCAGGCUGAAAGAAACCAUGAAAAUUAUGGGACUGAAUACAGAAACAUUGUGGCUCGGCUGGUUCAUCAGCAGCCUUGUGCCUUUCCUGUUCUCUGCUGUACUCCUUAUUGUUAUACUGAAGUUGGGCGACAUCUUGCCAUACAGCAACCCCGCUGUCGUGCUUUUUUUUUUGUCUGCAUUUGCCACUGCCACUAUCAUGCAGUGUUUCCUCAUCUCUACGCUCUUCUCCAAAGCCAACCUGGCCGCCGCAUGUGGAGGGCUCAUAUACUUCAGCCUCUACCUUCCCUAUGUACUGUGCGUAGCCUGGAUAGACAGCCUCAACACAACCCUUAAAGUCUUAGCUAGUUUUCUGUCUCCUGUGGCCUUUGGGUUUGGCUGUGAGUAUUUCUCUCAAUACGAAGAGCAAGGCAUCGGCAUCCAGUGGCACAAUUUAUGGUCCAGUCCUGUGGAAGGAGAUUCAUACAACUUCAGUACAACAAUAGUUAUACUCUAUAUGGAUGCCUUCAUCUACAUUAUCGCAGCCUGGUACAUCGAUGCCGUGUUCCCGGGUGACUAUGGCAUCCCCCGACCGUGGCACUUUCCUUUUCAUAUGAACUACUGGAAUGGAAUACCACUGGAGGCCGGCAUGCCGAUCCCUCCUGCCCCUCCUGAGCAGGGGGAAGAUCGCAUUGAACCAGAGCCUAGCAACCUGGUCCUCGGUGUAAGCAUAACAAACCUGGUGAAAAUCUACACGCAUGGAGGCAAGUUGGCUGUCAACCACCUCAACCUGAAGUUCUAUGAGGGGCAGAUCACCUCGUUUCUGGGCCACAAUGGAGCAGGAAAAACUACUACCAUGUCUGUCCUGACUGGUUUGUUCCCACCCACCUCGGGGACAGUGUACAUCAAUGGUAUGGACAUUCGCUAUGACAUGGAAAUUAUUCGAAGGACCCUAGGCGUGUGUCCGCAACACAAUGUCCUAUUUGACAGUCUAACAGUGGAGGAGCAUGUGUGGUUUUAUGGACGUUUAAAAGGUUUGUCCGAAGAAGAGGUGAAAGCAGAGAUGGACCCAAUGCUCGAGGAUGUUGGUCUGCUGCACAAAAGACAUGAACAGACCAAAAAUCUCUCUGGUGGCAUGCAGAGGAAGCUGUCUGUGGCAAUUGCAUUUGUUGGAGGCUCCAAAGUGGUUGUUUUGGAUGAACCUACAGCAGGGGUUGACCCGUACGCCCGCAGAGGGAUCUGGGACCUGCUGCUCAAAUAUCGCAAAGAUCGAACCAUCAUCCUGUCUACUCACUACAUGGAUGAGGCAGAGCUACUUGGUGAUCGGAUCGCUAUCAUCUCAUAUGGAAAGCUAUGCUGCUGUGGCACACCCCUCUUUUUAAAAUCUAAACUGGGAUCUGGCUACUAUCUGACCGUGGUCAAGAAGGAACAACUGAAUCCCAGCACACCCACCCAGGGGCAUAGAGGUGGGGGGGACAGCAUGUCCAUUAGUGGAGACACUGAGCUGCUGAGUGACGGCUACACCACAUAUGUGGCUGCACUGCUCUCUUUAGUGAAGAACUACAUUCCUGGUGCAAGCCUGGUGAAUGAAUCAGGUCGUGAGGCAGUGGUGAAAAUACCCCAGGAAGCAGCCAAGGAUGGCACCAUGGCUGUCUUUCUGUCUGAACUGGAUCAGAAGCUGGAUGAACUCAGAAUCCUCAGCUACGGCUUGUGUGACAGCACCUUGGAAGAAAUCUUUCUUCGAGUGGCAGAGGAAACUAAUGUUGAUGCUGAACCAAAGCUGGAUGAUGCUGAACCAGAGCUAGAUGAUGCUGAACCAAAGCUGGAUGAUACCAAACCAGAGCUGGAUGUUGCUGAAUCAGAGCUGGAUGUUGCUGAACCAGAGCUGGAUGAUGCUGUACCAAAGCUGGAUGAUGCUGAACCAAAGCUGGAUGAUGCUCAACCAGAGCUGGAUAAUGCUGUACCAGAGCUGGAUAAUGCUGUACCAGAGAUGGAUGAUGCUGAACCAAAGCUGGAUAAUGCUGUACCAGAGCUGUAUGCCGACCCGCUUCAGCUGUCACAACCAUCUGAGCCGAGUCAACAUUUUGAAGUGCCGGAGACAGAACCACUGGAGAUGAACAUGCUAAGUGGAGAUGGCCAAGGUGGGUUAGCCCUGACUGGAUGUUGGCUGAUCUGGCAGCAGCUGAGAGCUCUCUUUACCAAACGGUUGCUGUAUGCUCGCAGGAGUCGCCGGGGCUUUUUUGCUCAGAUUGUCCUGCCUGCUGUGUUUGUGCUGAUCGCUCUGCUGGCCAGUCUCAUUGUGCCGCCAUUUGGGAAGUACCCUGCCCUGAAGCUUGAGCCCUGGAUGUAUGGAGAACAGUACACUUUCUUAAGCAAUGAUGCUACUGGAGAUCCAGUAAUGGAAGAACUGCAGAAAGCUCUGCUCGACAAGCCAGGUUUUGGAACCAAGUGUAUAGUAGACGAAGACAACAAAACGAACCCUGAGUGUGACAACCUGGAGGGAUGUUUGUUCACGCGGCCUCGGGUUUCCUCCUCCACUCUGCAAAUGUUUGAAAGAGGAAAAUGGACCAAAGAGAGGACUCCUGACUGUCAAUGCAGCACCGAGGUUGUCAGACGGAUGCUCCCUGAAUGUCCGCAGGGGGCCGGCGGACUUCCGCCACCACAGAUCAUGAGGGAAACUGGUGACAUUCUCCAAAAUCUGACAAAUUACAACAUCUCAGAUUUCCUGGUGAAGACCUACCCAAAUAUCCUUAAGAAGAGCAUGAAGACCAAGAAGUUGGUGAAUGAAUUUAGAUAUGGAGGUUUCUCCCUGGGAGGCAACACCAUCAAGUUUUCUUCAAGACAGGAACUCGAAAAGUCCCACCAGAAAAUCCGAGAAUACUAUGACUACUACUCUAUUAGUCGGUGGGGCUCCUUUGAUACGUUCCUACGAAAAAUACCAGUUUUUUCGGAACGACUUAACACUGAAAAAAAUGUCAAGGUGUGGUUCAAUAACAAAGGUUGGCAUGCUAUGGUGUCAUUUGUUAAUGUGAUGAACAACGGUCUUCUGCGGGCCGACCUGCCACCUGAUCUGAGACAAAAAUACGGCAUCACUGUUUACAAUCACCCGUUAAACCUCACGAAGAGGCAGCUUAGCCAAAUUGCCAUCAAGACGACGUCCGUGGACAUUUUGGUUUCUGUCUGCGUUAUGUUUGCCAUGUCCUUUGUGCCAGCCAGUUUUGUCCUUUUCCUGAUUGAAGAGCGAGUCAGUAAAGCCAAACACCUCCAGUUUGUCAGUGGUGUCAAACCAAUCCUCUACUGGGUGGCAUACUUUUCCUGGGACUUGCUGAACUAUGCUGUCCCAGCCAUCAUGGUGGUGGUGAUCUUCAUCUGUUUCCAGAAGGAAGCUUACGUCUCACCGACCAACCUGCCAGCUCUAAUCCUGCUCCUUCUCUUGUAUGGGUGGUCCAUCACUCCUUUGAUGUACCCAGCAUCCUUUGUGUUCAACGUUCCCAGCACGGCCUACAUUGUCUUGACCUGCAUCAACCUCUUCAUCGGAAUCAACGGCAGCAUUGCAACGUUUCUCUUGGAUUUCUUUGACGAUAAGUAUUUAAAGAAGGUCAACUUUAUCCUGAAGUGGGUGUUUCUCAUCUUCCCUCAUUUCUGCUUGGGACGAGCACUCAUCGACAUGGCAAAGAACCAAGCCAUGGCUGACAUCUUUCAGAGACUGGGCGCCAAGCAGACCCAACACCCAUUCCAGUGGGACUUUGUUGGGAAAUACCUCUGCGCUAUGGGAGUUGAUGGUAUUAUCUUCUUUAUUUUCACCAUACUGGUGCAGUACGCAGUCAACAUGCGCUGCAGACCAUGGUGGAUUGGGUCUGAGAUCGCUCCUCUCGGCCCAGAAGAUGAGGACGUGGCCAAGGAGAGAGAGCGGGUUAAAAGUGGCGGAGCUGAAACUGACAUCUUGACCAUAAUGGAGUUAAGCAAAGUGUAUAAAGCUGGAAGGAAGCCAGCAGUGAAUCGUCUCUGUCUGGGAAUUCCUCGUGGUGAGUGUUUUGGCCUCCUUGGCAUCAAUGGAGCAGGGAAGACAACUACAUUUCGCAUGCUGACAGGGGACACGUUCAUCACCUCUGGAGAGGCUUACCUUGCCGACCACAGUAUCCGGACAGAGAUCGAGAGAGUUCACCAGCUGAUGGGCUACUGCCCGCAGUUUGACGCCAUCAGCCACCUGCUGACUGGCAGGGAACAUUUGGAGCUGUUCGCCCGUCUACGAGGUGUGCCUGAAAAGUCUGUCACCAAGGUGGCUCAGUGGGCUGUGAAGAAGCUGGGAUUGAGCCAGUAUGCUGAACAAGAAGCUGGACGCUACAGUGGAGGCAACAAGAGAAAGCUUUCCACUGCCAUCGCCCUCAUCGGAGCUCCACCCGUCAUAUUUCUGGAUGAGCCCACCACUGGCAUGGAUCCCAAAGCCAAAAGAUUCCUGUGGAACUGCAUCCUCAACAUCACCAAAGAAGGAAGGGCUGUAGUUCUGACCUCCCACAGUAUGGAGGAGUGUGAGGCUCUCUGCACCAGAAUGGCCAUCAUGGUCAACGGCAGGUUCCAGUGUCUUGGAUCAGUGCAACACUUGAAAAACAGGUUUGGUGACGGCUACACCAUCAUCCUACGUCUGAGAGACAGUCAACCUGACUCAUGCCCCGUCAACAACUACAUGAAGCACUCCUUCCCUUUCAUCGAGCUGAAGGAGCAACACCACAACAUCCUGCAGUACCAGCUGCCCUCACACGCCUGCUGCCUGGCUCGGCUCUUUGGCCUGCUGGCCAACAACUAUGAGGAGCUGGGCAUUAGCGACUUCUCUGUUUCGCAAACCACCCUGGACCAGGUCUUUGUCAACUUUGCAAAGGCGCAGACUGAUGAUGACGACCUGCUCAUAGAGGUGACCAGCACUAAUGGGGAAGAUCUCGCCAACCCGACCGCUCCAAACACUCCGAUUAACCCUCGCACCGUCCAAUCGCCGCCUUCAGUCCCACUGCCGCCAAUGACAUUCUCCCCUGACAAAGAAAAAGGGGGGAAAGUGAAAACAUCCGAGGUUCUAAGCGACGAAAGCAGCCCAAGCUCAAAUGGCAGCAAUGAUGAUGAUGAUGAUGGUGGUGAUGAUGAUGGAACUCGAGGGGUGAGUCCACCGAAUCGGAGCCGCAACCAUCCUUCAUUUCUCUUUAUAGAUGACACCAGCUCAGAGGACACCCUACUGUGACAUAGUCAGAAUCCAACCACUCUGUUCUAUAUACGUGUCUAUCUAAUUUGGUCUUUUCUGACUUACAAAUGUUACAAAGUUGGAUAACCGUGCUAAACAAUGCCUAAGUGUCAAAUCAUGAUAUAAGCAAACUAGAAAUGUCCGAUAAUGGCUUUUUUGCAGAUAUCCGAUAUUCCGAUAUUGUCCAGCUUUUAAUUACCGAUUCCGAUAUCAACCGAUAUAUACAGUCGUGGAAUUAACACAUUAUUAUGCCUAAUUUUGUUGUGAUGCCCCGCUGGAUGCAUUAAACAAUGUAAUAACAAUGCCAUAUUUACCUUUGAGACACUUGUGAUUUAG